Molecule: messenger RNA, 885 nt
Organism: Toxotes jaculatrix (banded archerfish)
Lineage: Eukaryota; Metazoa; Chordata; Actinopteri; Toxotidae
Gene: asb11
Product: ankyrin repeat and SOCS box containing 11
Exons: 7
Coding region: 1-885 (294 amino acids)
Biological process (GO): positive regulation of protein catabolic process; intracellular signal transduction; protein ubiquitination
Molecular function (GO): protein binding
Source: RefSeq, a predicted model, not a curated record
AUGGCUGCUGUUCAGACAGAAGUUUCCCUGUGCUCACAACCUUGGCAGAGGCCCUUGUACAUAUAUGGGGGGCUGGCAUGCAAUUCACUGAUGGCUGAUUCCUGGUCGGACAGAACUCCUCUCCAUGAAGCCGCCUACCAGGGCAGACUGCUCCACCUGAGAAGCCUCAUCGCUCAAGGCUUCCAUGUGGACACACUCACCAUGGACAGGGUCUCUCCCCUCCAUGAGGCUUGUCUCGGUGGUCAUUAUGCUUGCGCCAAGUUGCUGUUGGACAAUGGUGCAAAUGUGGAGGCAGUAUCAACAGAUGGCGCCACACCUCUCUUCAACUCAUGCAGCAGCGGGAGUGCUGCUUGCGUGAGGCUGAUCUUGCAGCAUGGUGCCUCCGUCAGCGCCACCUACCAGCUGCCAUCACCUGUCCACGAGGCCGCUAAGAAAGAUCACAGAGAGUGUCUGGAGCUGCUUCUGUCCUAUGGAGCUCAUAUUGAUAUGGAGCUGCCAGUGAUGGGGACGCCGCUGUAUUCUGCCUGCAUGGCCCGUGCCCCUGCCUGUGUGGAGCUGCUGCUACACUCAGGAGCAGAUGUUCGAAUAGGCUGUGGGCAGGACAGUCCUUUACAUGCUGCAGCUCGAAGUGGAGGAGCGAACAUUGUGGACCUUCUGCUGGACUUCGGGGCUGAUGAGUGUUGUAGGAACGCCGAGGGAAAAACCUCUCUGGAUCUGUCAGCACCAGACAGCGCAGUGAGAACUGCACUGCAGAAAAGAAGUCCCUGCUCCCUGUCUCAGCUGUGUCGGUUCUGUAUUCGCCGAAGCCUGGGUAGGAAUCGUCUUCACAGAGCGUCCAGUCUUUUCCUACCACACAGAAUCACAGACUUCCUCCUCUACCAAUGA